CUGAACGACGUCUUUACCUGCACGCCAAGUAUGAUCGACACAAUGUCUGCACUGGGCAUAUACGACCUUGUACGAUACCUACAUGAACACGGUGCAUGUGCAUCGACCAAUGCAAUGGACCAUGCUGCAUCGCUCGACUUGAUCAAGUUCCUACACGACAAUCGUAACGAGGGCUGCACAGAGAGCGCGAUGGACAAUGCAGCGAGUAAUGGAAGGCUUGACAUUGUCGAGUUCCUGCACAACGAGCGAACAGAGGGCUGCACACACAAUGCAAUGGACUUGGCUGCCGGACAUGGCUUCCUCGAGGUCGUGAAGUUCCUACACGACAAGCGAACAGAGGGCUGCACGACCGAGGCUUUGGACAAGGCCGCGUCAAACGGACACCUCCCAAUCGUCGAGUUCCUGCAUCAACAUCGCACAGAGGGCGGCACCACGGAGGCCAUGUCCUAUGCUGUGAGCGCUGGACAUCUCUCUGUCGUCAAGUACCUUCAUCAACACUUCCCCAGCUUCAAGCUCCCACAAUAUGCGAUGGAUGGUGCCGCGAGGAAUGGCCUGCUGGACAUCAUCGAGUUUCUUCAUGUCAAUCGCACGGAAGGAUGUACGUACCAGGCGAUGGACUCUGCGGCAUCCGGUGGCCACCUCCCUGUCGUAGAGUACUUGCAUAACAAUCGUACUGAAGGCUGUUCAAAGAAAGCAAUGGACUGGGCAGCUUCUAAUGGCCACAUGGACAUGGUACUAUUCCUGCACAACAACAGGACUGAGGGUGCGACAAUUGACGCGAUGAACUUGGCUGCAUCUGCAGGUCGCUUGGACAUGGUUCGCUUUCUCCACGAGCAGCGCACUGAAGGCUGCGACUACAGCGCCAUGACAUGUGCGGCAGCGGCCGGAUACCUGGACGUCGUGCAGUUCCUUCAUGAGAACCGAACAGAAGGCUGCACAACUGACGCGAUGGACGGCGCCAUUCGAAUAGGCCGCAUGGACAUUGUACAAUACCUGCAUCAUAAUCGAACAGAAGGCUGUUCAGACAACGGAUUACUCUACGGCAUCUACAGAGACAACACAGAUCUGAUGCGAUUCCUCUUCAAGAACUAUUUACAUAUCAUCGAUGGUAAUUCUUCCAAAAAGAUGGUCCAGGUCUACUACAACCUAUUUGCCAUGGAGAACAACAGUGUUUCCGUCAUUGCCGCGCCGGCUGUCCCUGGAAUG
Messenger RNA from Acytostelium subglobosum LB1, 1206 nucleotides. RefSeq lists its product as hypothetical. The record is from RefSeq and is a predicted model, not a curated record. The annotation marks the transcript as partial. Gene Ontology annotation, molecular function: protein binding. The transcript has a single exon. Lineage: Eukaryota; Evosea; Eumycetozoa; Acytosteliales; Acytosteliaceae.